AUGGAGCCACGAGACACACUCAUCUUCUUCGUCAACGGUAGGAAGGUCAAAGUGGAAAGUCCAAGUCCGGAGACAACCUUGUUACAAUAUCUCCGCAAGUCCUUAUAUCUUACGGGGACGAAAUCAGCAUGUGGUCAGGGUGCCUGCGGUGCGUGCACCAUCAUGAUCUCCUCAUACGACGUCACCAAUAAAGCGAUAACACAUGUAUCUGCAAACGCCUGCCUGGUGCCGUUGUGUUACCUUCACGGACGAGCAGUCACUACCGUGGAGGGCGUAGGCAGCUCCCGGACCGGAAUGCAUGCAAUACAGAAAGGUAUAAUGGAAUCACAAGGUUUCCAGUGUGGGUUCUGCACUCCCGGAAUGGUAAUGACAAUGUACACACUGUUAAGAAACAACCCUAAUGCAACACAAGAAGAGAUGGAGAGAGUUCUUGAGGGAAACUUGUGUCGAUGUACCGGGUACCGCCCUAUAGUUGAUGCAUUCAACGAGGCCAUAAAGAACUGUCCUUGUGUACUAGACCUGUGUCAACAAACGACAGAGACUUCAAGAAGCAAUGUUGAAUCUACAAACCAGAAAGUGCCCCCCUCUCAAGAUGUCAUAUUUCCGCCGGAAUUACAGCUGACAGAAUCUUACCACACAAAGAAUGUUGUCUUCAGUGGAGACCGCUAUUCCUGGUACCGCCCCACAUCCCUGUCGGAAAUACUGCGACUGAAAGAAGAACAUCCAGACGCUCCUGUGGUCAUGGGGUGUAAUAGUAUUGGGAAUCUGCUGCGGAAGGGGAAACUGACAUCUCAUGUGAUUAUUUGUGGAACUAAUGUUCGGGAGUUAGUUGUUGUUGAGACGACUACGUCUGGGAUUCGAGUCGGAGCCGGGGUUACUAUGGCUUCAUUAGAACGCUCAUUCAAGGAAUUAUUGGGCAAAAGCAAAGAUCCUUUAAACAGAAGUAUGAAAGCAGCCUUGGACGUUCUACAAUGGAUAGGUGUGGACCAAAUUCGGAACACAGCGACAAUUGGAGGUCACGUGAUGAGUCAUGCACCCAAUCUAGACCUGCAGGUGUUCCUAUUGGCUGCAAGAGCGGAGCUGAACUUCUUAUCACAAGGAAAGGGAGUGCGUCAAUGUAAAAUGGAUGGAGACUUUAUUAACAAUGGAUAUAGACUAGUUGAUGGAAACGAAAUUCUUGUCGCCAUCACUAUACCGUAUACAAGCGAGAACGAGUUUAUAGUUGGCAUGAAGCAGUCUCACCGUCGCGGGUUCGACUAUGGUAUAGUUACAUGUGGACUGUUUGUAGAACUGGACACUUCUCGAGAAGAUGUUCGGGGGAUGCGACUGGCUUUCGGUGGCGUUGACAAGAAACCUGUUUUGGCACUCUCAACCGCUGCAAGUUCUAUUGGAAAAACGUGGUCUGAAGAGUUAGUCACAGCGGUGUGUGGUAACCUGAUAAUGGAGCUAAACAACAGUCAUCACGAUAACUCCAACUUCAGGCUUACUCUUGCAUGCAGCUUUUUCUUCAAAUUUUUCCUGUUUGUUCAAGACCAAUUGAAGAAUGUUAAUUCGUCCAGCCAGUAUAGUGUGACAGGGCUACCCUUAACAACUGUUUCCGGUACACAAGUUUACGACGUCCCAAGCGAUGGCGGCAACAGGAUUGUAUGGAAACCUGUGCCUAACGUUUCCUCCGAAUACCUUGCGUCUGGAGAAGCACAGUUUGUGGACGACAUACCUACAUUUCAAAGUGAACUCUGUGCUGUUCCUGUCAUCAGUAAGCAAGCACAUGCUCGGAUCACAUCUGUUGACCCGACGCAUGCGCUUGAACUCCCUGGUGUGGUGGACUAUAUCAAUUACUCUGACGUACCUGGUAACAACAGAUUCAAGGAAGCAUUGUCAGACGGCACACUGUUUGCCGAAGAUGAAGUGUUCUGUUGCGGCCAGGUGAUCGGUGCAGUCUUAGCCGAGAACCAAACUGUGGCUGAGAAGGCGGCUAAACUGGUUAUCAUUACGUACGAAAAGAUGGAUACAACAUUUACCAUUGAGGAGGCAAUUGAGAAGAAUGAAAUGUUUGAUGGAGCACAUGAGAUUGAUGUCGGUGAUCUAGAGAGUAUCCGAGGGACAGCCAGUCAAUGUGUAGAAGGCACAUGUUCUACAGGUGUACAGGAACACAUGUACUUAGAAACUCAGUCCGCGCUUGCAGUACCAAAGCUGGAGCAACACGAACUGGAAGUAUUCACAUCCACACAGAUUUUAACGAUAACACAGCAAAUACUUUCUCAGUUCCUGAGAAUACCUCGGAACAGAUUAACAGUGAAGGUGAAACGGGUCGGUGGAGGAUUUGGUGGAAAACAGAUGGACGCUGUGCCUGUAGCCGGAAUAGCAGCUGUCGGAGCCUGGAAGACGAAACGACCAGUACGAUGUAUCUGGGACAGGGAAACAGAUAUGAAGAUAACGGGGAAGAGACAUCCUUCGAAAACGGUGUACAUGGUAUACUUUAAUGACGACGGCAAAAUUCUGGGGUUGGACUUGAAGUUUUACAUCAACGCAGGAUACACUCGGGAUUGCAGCUCUUGUGUAUUGAAAGUUGGCAUGUGGUACCUAAACGGCUGCUACAACAUACAAAACAUUAAGUGUCAAGGAUACAAAUGUAAAACCAAUCUACCUUCAAAUACGGCCUUCCGAGGCUUCGGAGCACCACAGGUGAUGUUUGCUGUAGAGUCCAUAUUGCAACAUGUCGCUACACAACUCAAAAUGUCACAUGAACAGGUGCGGCAGAUAAAUAUCGUAAGACAAGGUGAUGUUACCGCCUCACGACAGAUCGUGCCAGAUGACAACAUGUUCCGUUGCUGGACAGAAUGUCGAACCGACAGCCAAUAUGACCAGCGGCGACAUGAAAUAGUGACAUUUAAUAGUACUAACCGAUGGAGAAAGCGAGGUAUCGCUAUAAUACCUAUCAUGUUUGGUAUUGGGUACGCCCCCCUUGUCGCAAACCAGGCGGGAGCAUUAGUAUUGGUAUACCUUGACGGGUCCGUCUUACUGACCCAUGGUGGCGUGGAAAUGGGUCAGGGUAUUCACACCAAAAUGAUUCAGGUCGCCUCUACUGAGCUGGACAUACCACUGGAAAAGAUCAUCAUCAGUGAAGUCAGCACAGCAACUGUCCCCAACACAACGGAGUCCGGGGGUUCACAGGUGGCCGACCUUAACGCCGGGGCCGUCAGGAACGCAUGUAUUAAAAUCCGAGACCGCCUGGAACCGUUCAGGAAAGUCAAACCAGAAGGUACUUGGGAAGAUUGGGUAAAUGCAGCCUAUAAUGAGCGUGUUAGUCUCGCAGCUACGGGUAUUUUCAAGUCCAGAGAAGAAGGUUUUGAUUUUGAUACCAACACUGGGGUACACGCUAACUACUAUACUUACGGUACAGCCUGUACUGAGGUCGAGAUUGACUGUCUCACUGGCGAGCACCAGGUGCGACGUGUAGACAUUGUAAUGGACGUCGGAAAGAGUCUUAAUCCUGCCAUAGAUGUAGGCCAGAUCGAAGGAGGAUUCGUCAUGGGUUACGGGUUGAUGACUAUGGAAGAGAUACAACUUACAGCAGACGGUCGAAUGAAAGCGUCUGGGCCACUGGAGUACAAAAUACCAUGUGUGAGAAAUAUUCCACGAGAGUUCAAUAUCAAACUUCUCCAGAAUAGUGGAACUGUCAAAACUGUAUAUUCAUCAAAGGGAGUAGGCGAACCACCUCUUCUGCUUGCAUCGUCAGUUUUCUUUGCGCUUAAGGAGGCAGUACUUGCGGCGCGCGCGGACGUCGGGUUGACAGACGACUACCCAUUGAAGUGUCCGGCAACCACAGAAAGGAUCCGAAUGGCCUGUCAAGACAAGAUUAUAGACAGAUGCCAGCAAGUCGAAAUGAAAGCCAGCAGCAAUCCUCUUGUAACUAUUUGA
This is a messenger RNA of Ylistrum balloti, 3921 nucleotides long. RefSeq names its product xanthine dehydrogenase/oxidase-like. Lineage: Eukaryota; Metazoa; Mollusca; Bivalvia; Pectinida; Pectinidae. The transcript is spliced from 34 exons. Gene Ontology annotation, molecular function: molybdopterin cofactor binding; iron ion binding; oxidoreductase activity. The record is from RefSeq and is a predicted model, not a curated record. Bases 1 to 3921 code for a protein of 1306 amino acids.